This is a messenger RNA of Tachyglossus aculeatus (Australian echidna), 3168 nucleotides long. RefSeq names its product nuclear receptor subfamily 4 group A member 3 (gene NR4A3). Bases 468 to 2417 code for a protein of 649 amino acids. Gene Ontology annotation, biological process: cellular response to corticotropin-releasing hormone stimulus; regulation of transcription by RNA polymerase II. The transcript has 7 exons. The record is from RefSeq and is a predicted model, not a curated record. NCBI's taxonomy places the organism in Eukaryota, Metazoa, Chordata, Mammalia, Monotremata, Tachyglossidae. Gene Ontology annotation, cellular component: nucleus; transcription regulator complex. Gene Ontology annotation, molecular function: zinc ion binding; RNA polymerase II cis-regulatory region sequence-specific DNA binding; nuclear receptor activity.
CCCCUCUUCCUUCUUCUCCUACCGCCCCUCCGUCCCUCCCCGUGUCCCUCCCUCUCCCUCUUUCCCUCCGUCCCGGGUGCGGAGCGUCUCUAACAGUGCCGCCGCCCGGGCCGGGGCCGCCUCCAGUCGCUGCGGGAAAGUGGGCUCCGGGAGCCGAGGUCCGGGCCGUUCUCCCUCCCGUCCUGUCGGUUUUCCGUCUUCUCCCCUUUCCCCAAAUCUCGGCCCCGGUGACGACGGAGGCGGCGGCGGCCGAGGGCCUGCUGUUGAGGUUCCCCCGAGGAGGGGGCGCCGGGUGCGAAUCCCGCUCCGCCUCUCCACACCCCGGAUCGCGCCUCCAACGACGCCUGCUCUAACGGCCCCCGCGAGGCGUGAUAGGCGCCCCGUCGGCUCUCCCGACCCCUGGAGUGGGAAGACGAAGCUUUGGGCGACCCCACUCCGGGCAACCAGCCCUUGGCAUCGUUCGGCGAAUGGUCCUGUCCCCCGGGCCGGUCUCACCGCGCCCUUUCUCUCCUCCCCCCCCCCCCCCCCCCCCGCUGUCCUCCACUACAGAGCCCGUGGGGGAAGCCCGUGUCCAGCCUGCUCCCGGUGGCCGCAGCAACGGCAGGACCCCCCCUCCGAGCGGGACCCCAAUUCCUCCGCCCCUGCCAGGACCCUCCGCCGGAGAGACCACCAGCCCCACCAUUCAGCGCGCAAGAUACCCUCCAGACAUGCCCUGCGUGCAAGCCCAGUAUAGCCCAUCGCCGCCCGGCCCGGGCUAUUUGGCGGCGCCCUGCGCCUAUAGCGCAGACCCUAUGGACCCUAUGGACCCGGACUACGCCAAGCUGAGCGUGGGGCUGGGCAGCGCCGAGCUGGCCGCCACCACCGCCCUGCCCAGCUUCAGCACGUUCAUGGAGGGCUACCCGGGCGCCUUCGACCUCAAGCCGUCGUGCCUGUACCAGGGGCAGGCCCCGGCCGGGCCCAGGCCGCCGGGCAAGCCGGAGGACGGUCGCCACCAUGGCUACCCCCCUGCAGGCCCGCCGGGGCCUGCCCUCUACUUCAAGCCCGCGCCCCCGUCCCCGCCCGCCUUCUCUGGACCCCUGUGGGACGGCCCGCUGGACGCCCCCGGGCCCCUGAUGGACGCCCCGGGCAAGGCCGCCCCCGCCCGCUUCCCCCUCUUCCACUUCAAGACUUCACCGCCGCCCUCCUCCUCCGGGCAGCAGCCGGGCUACGACGCCUCCACCUCCUCCUCCUCCUCCACGCUGCACCUGCCCCUGGGCGUCCAGCCCAACGCCGCCCUGGAGGGCCACGCUUACGGGCUGCCGCUGGCCAAGAGGGCGACCGGCCUGGCCUACCCCCAGCUGGGGCUGGCCAGCGAGGGCAGCCUCCCGUCCCCUCCCGGACGGACUGGCACGGCCGGGGAGGGCACCUGUGCCGUGUGCGGGGACAAUGCCGCCUGCCAGCACUACGGUGUGCGCACCUGCGAGGGCUGCAAGGGCUUCUUCAAGAGAACCGUACAGAAAAAUGCGAAAUACGUCUGCCUGGCUAAUAAGAACUGUCCCGUGGAUAAGAGACGUCGAAACCGCUGCCAGUAUUGCAGAUUUCAGAAAUGUCUCAGCGUUGGCAUGGUUAAGGAAGUUGUCCGUACCGAUAGUCUGAAAGGGAGGAGAGGUCGGCUACCUUCCAAACCAAAGAGUCCUCUCCAGCAGGAAUCUUCCCAGCCCUCUCCACCUUCUCCUCCAGUCAGCAUGAUCAAUGCCCUGGUUCGAGCUUUAACCGACUCAACCCCCAGAGACCUUGAUUAUUCUAGGUACUGUUCCAUCGACCAGACUGCUGCAGGCACGGAUGCAGAACAUGUACAACAGUUCUAUAAUCUUCUGACUGCCUCCAUCGAGAUAUCCAGGGGCUGGGCUGAAAAAAUUCCAGGAUUUACUGACCUUCCAAAGGAAGAUCAGACCUUACUUAUAGAAUCAGCUUUUUUGGAGCUGUUUGUACUAAGACUUUCCAUCAGAUCUAAUACUGCUGAAGAUAAGUUUGUAUUCUGUAAUGGACUAGUGCUUCAUAGACUUCAGUGCCUUCGUGGAUUUGGGGAAUGGCUCGAUUCAAUUAAAGACUUUUCCCUAAACUUACAGAGCCUUAACCUUGAUAUUCCAGCCUUAGCAUGCUUAUCAGCUCUCAGUAUGGUUACAGAACGUCAUGGGUUAAAAGAACCAAAGAAGGUGGAGGAGCUAUGCAGCAAGAUCACCCGAAGCCUGAAAGAGCACUUGGCCCUCAGUUGCCAGAAUAAAGAGGCCGCUGAGCCCAAGGUGCUGGGGGCCCUCGCGGACUUGCGCUCUCUUUGCACCCUGGGCCUCCAGCGCAUCUUCUAUCUGAAACUGGAAGACCUCGUGCCGCCUCCUUCCAUCGUGGACAGGCUGUUUCUGGACACCCUGCCCUUCUGAGGUUGGCUCCGUGCCCCGAGCAGGCCCUUGCGUGGAUAGGGCUGCCCGGUCCCUGCCGGGCCCCUCCGGAAGGGAAGAGCGGCGUCCCCCGUUUGGAACAAGACCAUCUCCGCCGGCGCUUUUCCCUGCCGCUUGAAGCCGAAAAACUGAAUGGCAUACGUCCUUGGGGUUGUGUUUCUGUUUCCAAUAUUCGGGGGCGAUUUGCGGGGUUUUCUAAGACAUUGCUAAUCCAGCCCUUUAGGACAACGCUCUCCCAGCGCAAAAAAAAAAAAAAAAACACACAAAAAAACGAAGGGUUGCCCUGACUGACAGUAUUCAACCGCUCCGUGGGGAAUGACGUUGUAGAUGCUUUGUAUUUAAAAACGGCACAAACCGGGGUUUGCCGGCUGGUACGUGUCUUGGGAUGGAUUGACUGAUCCCUGCCGAAGGUACCUCCGGUGUCGAGAGCACACGUGUCGGCGUCAACAAAACAGAAGUUCUCUUCUUCAAACAAACGAUGUGGAACUGAGGAUUUCAUACGCAUCAGAGAAAGCAGAAUGACAGUGGCUAUUAACUCCCAUGUUCAAGUGCAAUUUCGUAAAGUGCUGUCUUACUAAGUCUCGUUUAUUAACUUUUAAUUUAUUGCAGUAGGAAAAUCACAAGGAAGAAAUUAAGCGUGGAGUACGUGCGCUAAUUUUACACGACCGUGUUUCCCAAACUUGAAUUAGUGUAGUGACUGACAAAAUGUAUCCGGGAAGACGCGGAGGGUGCG